Messenger RNA from Centruroides sculpturatus (bark scorpion), 1519 nucleotides. RefSeq names its product spliceosome RNA helicase Ddx39b (gene Hel25E). The record is from RefSeq and is a predicted model, not a curated record. Gene Ontology annotation, molecular function: RNA binding; ATP binding; RNA helicase activity. The transcript has 10 exons. Bases 125 to 1396 code for a protein of 423 amino acids. Lineage: Eukaryota; Metazoa; Arthropoda; Arachnida; Scorpiones; Buthidae. Gene Ontology annotation, biological process: mRNA splicing, via spliceosome; mRNA export from nucleus.
AUCUUAUUAUCGUUACAGUAAUUAUCGGAAUUCGGCAACUAAUUUCUUUUAUUCUAAGUCGCCAUUUUCUUGUGUUUUGCCGUUUUAUUCCGGUGUUGGUGAUUAAAAUUGAUUUUGCGUGAAAAUGGCAGAAAAUGAACAAGACCUUCUUGAUUAUGAAGAGGAGGAGGAACAAGAACAGACAACUACUGAAACUGCAACAGAAACAAAAAAGCCCGCUUGUGGAUAUGUUGCAAUUCACAGUUCAGGAUUCAGAGAUUUUCUUCUUAAACCUGAAUUGCUAAGAGCUAUUGUUGAUUGUGGUUUUGAACAUCCAUCGGAAGUGCAACAUGAAUGUAUUCCUCAAGCCAUUUUGGGAAUGGAUAUCCUUUGUCAAGCAAAAUCAGGAAUGGGUAAAACAGCUGUUUUUGUUUUGGCUACACUUCAACAAUUGGAUACUGUAGAAGGACAAGUUUCUGUUCUGGUGAUGUGCCAUACAAGAGAAUUGGCUUUUCAGAUUUCUAAAGAAUAUGAACGAUUUUCAAAAUAUAUGCCAGGCAUUAAAGUUGGAGUAUUUUUUGGAGGAAUGAAUAUAGCAAAUGAUGAAAAGAUCCUGAAAGUUAACUGCCCUCAUAUUGUUGUAGGAACACCUGGUCGUAUCCUAGCAUUGGUACGAAGCAAAAAAUUAAAUCUGCGUCAUAUCAAGCAUUUUAUUUUAGAUGAAUGUGACAAAAUGCUUGAACAGUUAGAUAUGAGACGUGAUGUACAAGAAAUAUUCAGAAAUACACCACAUGAAAAGCAAGUGAUGAUGUUCAGUGCUACACUCAGCAAGGAGAUUCGUCCAGUCUGCAAGAAGUUUAUGCAAGACCCAAUGGAAGUAUAUGUAGAUGAUGAAGCAAAAUUAACUUUGCAUGGUUUACAACAAUAUUAUGUGAAAUUGAAGGACAACGAAAAAAAUCGCAAAUUGUUCGAGCUUUUGGAUGUUUUGGAGUUCAACCAGGUGGUGAUAUUUGUUCGUACUGUUCAAAGAUGUAUGGCCCUUGCUCAGUUGCUUGUAGAACAGAAUUUUCCUGCAAUAGCAAUUCAUAGAGCUAUGACUCAAGAAGAGAGAUUAUCUCGCUAUCAACAAUUUAAAGACUUUCAUAAACGAAUUCUAGUUGCUACAAACCUGUUUGGAAGAGGAAUGGAUAUUGAAAGAGUGAAUAUUGUCUUUAAUUAUGAUAUGCCAGAAGAUUCAGAUACCUAUCUUCAUAGGGUUGCCCGUGCUGGUCGAUUUGGCACAAAAGGUUUGGCAAUUACUUUUGUAUCAGACGAGAGUGAUGCAAAAAUUCUCAAUGAAGUACAAGAUCGUUUUGAUGUCAAUAUAUCUGAACUCCCUGACGAAAUUGAUAUUUCAUCAUACAUUGAAGGACGUUAACUCUUGAAGACAUUUGAGUACCUUUCAUCUAUCAUUGCUCAUUUUUAUUUUAAACUUAGAAUUUGUGUACAUUAAUAGUAUGUAAUAAAAUAUAAUUCAAACAUUUUCUUAUUGAAAUUGAAA